Molecule: messenger RNA, 1443 nt
Organism: Entrophospora candida
Lineage: Eukaryota; Fungi; Glomeromycota; Glomeromycetes; Entrophosporales; Entrophosporaceae
Source: the annotation of a GenBank genome assembly
UUAUUGAACAUCCAAGGUUAUUUUUCUGACUCUGAUUCAAAAAUAAAUGAUUAUUCGCUUCGUUUGAUGAGCAAACCAUUUCUGGAUUAUGUUAAGAAAAGGAUAGAAGGAGAAAUUCAAAAAAUUAAAAAAAACUUUCUUGGUGGUAGCACUAAAGAAACUAGAGAAGAAUAUGUAGAGCAAGUAAUGUCUUUUCCUUGGACACAAGUUAGUCCUGAAAAUAGCAAUUUAAAAGAAAUAAAGCAAGCCUUAGACAAAAAACAUUUUGGAAUGGAAAAGGCAAAAAAAACAAUUAUCAGAUAUUUAGCAGCUAAAAAACAGGCUGGAAAAAAUCUUGGGAUAGGAAAAACUUCUAUUGCCGAAUCUAUUGCGGAAGCACUAGGUCGACCAUUUGAGCAGAUUUCCCUAGGUGGUGUUCAUGAUGAAGGAGAAAUCCGUGUAAUUAGUGUUGAUGAAAUUGAAAAAAUGGGUAAAAGUGAACAUCAUGGAGAUCCUGCUGCUGCUUUUGUAAUCCUUGAUCCAGAACAAAAUGAAAAAUUUAAUGAUCAUUACAUCGAAUUACCAAUAAUUGAAAUACCUUCCUACACUAGAAAUGAUAAACAAGUGAUUGCCAAAAAAUAUUUAAUUCCUAAAUUAUUAAAAAAAUAUAACCUUACCAAAGAGCAAUUAAAUUUUGAUAGUUCGGCUAUUCAAGAAAUUAUUGAUCAUUAUACUUGGGAACCUGGAAUACGGAACUUGGAAAGAAAACUUGUAGAUAUUAUUUCUGAAUUUAUUAUAAAAAAAGUGCAAGGAGAAUUAGAAACUGAAAAUAUUACUUCAGAAAAGGCUAAAGAGUAUUUAGGCAAACCCCCACUUCAAGAUCAAGAUGAGGUUGAUUAUGAUAAACCUGGAAUAGCAAAUGGUCUAAGUGUUUAUAAUCCAGAAAUAGGAGGAAGAAAUGUUUUACCAAUUCAAACAACUUUUUAUCCCGUAAACAAAGGAGAGACUAUCAUUACUGGCAAUUUAAAAAAAACCAUGAAGGAAUCAGUUAAGAAUGCAAUUUCCUAUGUCAAGGCUAAUGCCAAAAAUCUUGGUAUUCCAAAUUCUUCUGAUUUUGAGAAAAACAAUGUUCAUAUUAAUGUAUCCAAAGGUGGUAUUCCUAAAUACGGUCCUAGUGCAGGAACUGCUUUUACCAUAUCUAUCAUUUCUGCUUUAACUAAAAAAAUAAUCGAUAAGGAUAUCGGCAUGACAGGUGAAAUUGAUAUUAACGGAAAUAUUUCACAGAUUGGUGGAUUGCAAGAAAAAAUUAAUGCUGCUCAUCAAAAAGAAUUUAAAGUAGUUUUCAUUCGCAAAAGCAACAAAAAAGAUUUAGAAGAUAUUCCAGACGAAGUGAAAAGCAAAAUGAAACCUAUUCUUGUAAAAAAUUGUGGGGAAAUUUGGGAAGAGAUAAAGAUAAGGGGUUGA